Molecule: messenger RNA, 723 nt
Organism: Lasiodiplodia theobromae
Lineage: Eukaryota; Fungi; Ascomycota; Dothideomycetes; Botryosphaeriales; Botryosphaeriaceae
Product: Isochorismatase hydrolase protein
Exons: 3
Coding region: 1-723 (240 amino acids)
Source: RefSeq, a predicted model, not a curated record
AUGAAGUUCUCUACCGUUCUUUCGCUGCUUGCUGCGCCGUUGUUGGCGCUGGCGGAUUCCGUUCCGUUCGAGCGCCUCAAUGCUAGCGAUGCUGUCCUCCUCAUCCUCGACCUCCAAGUCGGCCUCUAUACCGUCGCCCGCGACUUCGACCCGACGCUGUACCGCGAGAACCUGAUCGCGCACGCCGCACUCGGCAAGCUCUUCCCCGAACUCCCCGUCAUCAUGACGACGUCAGCCGAGACGGGCCCCAACGGGCCCCUGCCCAAAGAAAUCCUCGAAAUGUACCCUGACGCACCGCUCAUCAAGCGGCAGGGCGAGGUGGACGCGUGGGACAACGCCGAGUUCCGCGCCGCGGUCGAAGCGACGGGCCGCAAGCAGAUCAUCGUGGCGGGCGUGACGACGGACGUGUGCACGGCGUUCCUGGCGCUGUCGCUGCGCGCCGAGGGCUACAGCGUGUGGGCCAACGUCGAGGCGUCGGGCACGACCAGCGCGCUCGUGCGCGACGUGAGCAACGACCGCAUGCGGGAUGCGGGCGUGCAGCUGGUCAGCUUGUUCAGCAUCGUGUGCGACCUCAUGCGCGAUUGGCGCAACACGCCCGGCGCCAAGGAGGCGAUUCCGUGGCUCGAUCGCUACUUCCCUGUUUACGGGUACUUGGCGAGGGGACAUGGCGCGGCGGUUGAGAAUGGCACGCUGAUUCCGGGUGAGGAGGAGCUGUUGGCUUGA